Messenger RNA from Caenorhabditis sp. 36 PRJEB53466, 5412 nucleotides. The record is from the annotation of a GenBank genome assembly. NCBI's taxonomy places the organism in Eukaryota, Metazoa, Nematoda, Chromadorea, Rhabditida, Rhabditidae.
AUGUCGACUCAAGCAGUCAGCGACGACGGCGGAAAUGCGCACGGUCAGUUUUUGCCGGAAAAAACAUUCGAACAUAAAUAUUUUUUAGAACAAAGCUGCGUGCAUUACUUCGCGAACAUCGAUAACGCGGAGAACGCGCAGCUGCAGGGGAUUCUCGAAGAGCGAAUUCAUUAUUUCCGAUCGAUUCUGGAGACGAAUCCGGUCGAAAGUGUCGACGUGUACGAACAGUGCAUUCUCGAGUGCAUUCGUUAGUUUUAAGAUGAAAUAAAACAUUGUUUUACUAAGUUUUUGAGAUUUUCAGGACUCGGCCGAGAUAAGGAUGCUUACGAAUGUGCGGAGACUCUCGCCGAUUACAUAAAACAGUCCAGUCGGUACAAAAAAUUGGCCAUCGCCUGGAGGGUCAGCAUUUUCAUCAAACUUUUUUUCAGCGUUUUUUGUUGACUCAUCACAAAUCAUGCUCCCAUACUGAAACUUGAUCUAAACCCCUUCAAAAUAAAAAAUAAAUAAACGUUGCAGUUGGGGUGCCGCGCGGACAUGUGCACCGUCCUGCUCACCCGCCACCUCGACGAUUUCUUCUGCGAUUUUCCCAUUUCGCACACUCUUUUCGACCUGAAUCGCCAAAUUCGCUUCCGGUACACGAUGUGUGAGUGCCCGGAAUUCAGACAAUUUGCGAACGAAUGAGUUUCAGGGGAUCAAGGACAAGUGUUCGUGUUCGGCGACAACAAAAACCGACUUUUGGGCGUGAAGGACAAGUUUAUUCCGUCCGAUAAACCCGUCGAAUUGAAGCUGCCGACCACGGUAAAAAAUUAAAAUUAUCAUCAACGUCAUUGCAAUUUCAAAAAUUUUUCAGUUGGCGGCAAUGGGAUCCAGCCAGUUCCACACCGUGUUUCAAGGCAUAAACGGAGAGUUUUUCGGUUGCGGAGCCGCCCGAAACUUUAGCGUUCAGCCGAAAAGCGAAACGGAAAUAAUUGAGGAGCCGACGAAGAUUAUGAUCAAAUUCGAGCCGACCGAUGUAAAAAAACAAAGAGAAUAACCAAAUUACCACCUUUUUUUCUCUCAGCCCGUCAAAAACUUUUAUGUUUCGGACCACGGAACCCUUAUUUGGACGGACAAGUACAUUUAUUUGAUCGGAAAGUGCGUGGAUCCGAAGCAGAAAAACCGAAAAUGGACGUCGGCGUUCCCGGAAAAAUGGUUCGCCAAAGUGGGAAAACCGAAUCAGCAGGCGAAGAAUUUGUGGCGAUUCACGAUCGAAGUGGUCGGUUUUAAUUUCCGAAUAGUGCAAAAACUGCAAAACGUCGAGAUUUUUAGUGAUUUUUCUAGUGUUAGAUAUCGAUAAACGGAUCGUUUGCAGAUAGAACCGACCCGGAUGGUUUUCACGGAUAGAUGGGCAUUUUGAGCGUUUCAAUAGUAAAUUGCGCAAGAAGUGACUAAAAUUCUUGAAAGUUGAAUCGAUUUUCGAGCUUUGUGUUGAAAAUGCUCGAAUUUCAGUCAUUUUUGAUGUUUGAACGCUUUCCGACACUGCUUUUGUCUGAAAACGUUUCCAUUCAGCUUCGUUUUCCAAAUUUGGUCCGUUUCCAGGACAAGGCGUACCUGGAGAAGCACCACCAUCCGCCGCCGCCGAUCUCGUACAAGUCGAUGCCGUUCAACGGCUCCUACCUGACCAAGGACAACUAUGCGUGGGUCGAUUUCAAGGGAAAGCCCAUAAAAGUGCUGCUGAACGAGAAAAACGCCUACUACAUGUUCGAGGGCGAGGAGAAACACAAGCGCAUCGUCAAUUUUGUGACCGCCGGAUUGGAGACCAAAAUGGGUGUGGGCCCCGACGCCGUCUAUCCGAACGGUCCGAAUAUUGUUGACUUUUAGUGCAUCUUUUGAAAGUUUCAGGCAAGAUUUUCACCCUUGAACCCGGUCAUUCACUGUAUUCGGGACAAUUGUGCUGGGCGAAAAAGGCGAAUUGUACGGAUGAGAAUGACGUCACGCAGUACACUCUUUUGGCCUAUAUGGAUGUAAGCGACCACUUUUCAAAAAGGCUUUUGGCUCGGAAAAGUGGGAAGAUAUGAUUUUUUCAGUCAGAGGUUUUUGUCGAUGUUGUAUUUGUAACGUCUUCUACCGCGUUGGUAGAGAAGAGUCGGCUCAGACAAGAGUGCUUCCGCAAGAGGUUUAUUCCGAGCAGAGAAACCUAAGCGGGGCUGGCAGAUAUAUAAUGAAUUGAGGGUUCGUCCUCAGAAGGAGGGCGACCCGAAUGAUGACAAUUAAAAUAUAAAACAACGCGGGGGGAGAUCACGAAGGUAGAUCACAAUAGUCGAGAUUUGCAGGAAUGCCACGGGAAGUUCUUCAUGGAGCGCUUCGUGGCGACUCCGGACGGUCGCGGCUAUCUGUACCAGGUGGGACGCGCCGAGAACCGCCCGUUCUACACGCUGAAACCGACGGUGCGCGAGGCGAAUCGCUAUAAAAUGUACAAUUCGUACUGGGACUACACACCGCAUAUUCUCGUGAAGACGCCCGACAACAUCGAGUGGGACGACUUCACGACGAUCAUCGAAAAGAUCGAAUCGAAGGUCGACUCGCACUGGUUCGACGAGAGCGUCCAGCAGAUUACGCACGACUACAGACACCUCCACAUGAUCGGAUUCAUCGCAUUCGCACUCACGCCCAGGUAUAUAAUUACACGAAAUUGGUGAAUAAAUUUCAAUUUUCUUGCACUUCCUUUCUUCCGAGCAUCCUCCACAACCUCUGUAUUUCAGAACCCGUCUGAUCCGGUGCCACGCCCGCUGCUCCUCGCCCUGCUCUCUCCAUUCUCUGCCCUCGGACCGCUCCGUCUCGCACCUCGAACCGUUCGCCGACCGUCUUUCGGUGCCCCGUCUCUUCGACCGCGACUCGGAUCUUUUCACCGCCGACGGGACCGAGUACAUGUCGGAGAGACUUCGCUCGCUCAUGAACGCCUACGACGACAACGUGCACCGAUUCGAGCCGCUGUAUCAUUCGCGCGAGACGCGGACCAUCAUGGAGUCGGCGCGCAUCUUCAACGAAUGCGAACUGAAUUAUAUUCGGGAGCAUCCGGAGAAGGGGCUGAGGACGACCGAACUCACGCCGCUCGUCAUCGCGAAGACCAUCCGAUCGCACUUUUACUACAUUCGCAGGUAGGCUCACAGGGGUCGGUUGUUUCACAACUCGGCUCGAUAAGUCCGUAAGACCAAAAAAAGUGUCUAGGUCGAAAGUUCAAGCCAUCGUAAACAAAAUCCGUUUGCCCUGAAAUGCCUACAUUUUCAGACAAGUGAAAUGGCUGUCAAACAACGAGAAAUACUUCCAACAUUUGGAGCUGUACGCCGUCAAACGGACCCUUUACCUGCUGCUGUGCGUGUGCGCCAAAUGGUGCAUCGAAUACUCGGUGCGCGGAACCGUCGGAUGGUGGUUGCCGCGCACUCAGAACUGUGUCUCCACGCAGUUCAUGACACGGAACCCGCAACCGUUGGUGCUGCGGAAGAUACAGGAGGGACUGCUGAUCGUGGGCGACGUGCCGAUGGACCUGAAUGUAGAGUGCUCGGGGCGUUUUUUCACCUUUUUUCGCUCUUGGAACGUUUUACGGACAUUGGACACGGGGCUUUUCCUAUCAGAUUUUCCGAUUUCCGUAAAGUUUUCUGAGCACUUCUUUUUGAGCUUUGAGGGAAUGAGAACACUUGCACAACUUACAGAAAUUGUCCAAAACUUCAGCUUUGCUCUUGUUCAUACUAGUUACAAAAAUUAGAGAGAACUUCUUCCAAUCAUUGCCCAUCAAAGCCAAACGCUUCAAUUAACAGAUCAAAAAUCCUGAACAAAAGAGCCAGAUUUUAGGUGCGUUUCCAAUACCGCAUUAAAAAGGACGAGAACGGGCAGACGGAGGACAACCACGCGAUGCUGAACAUCCACACAAACUCGGUGUUCCUCUCGAUGCUCAACCCGACGCUCCUGCAAUUCGUGCAGCACAACGUGCUCAGUCUCAACUCGAUGCUCGACGGCUUCGACAGUCUGUGGGCGGUCACUUUGGAGUACCCUCUCUGCGUCUUCUUCUUCCUCCAGCACUACCGUCAAUCGCCCGUCACAGUCAACGAGUCGACGAUACCCAGCAACGGAUUGGCCAAGUACGGGUUCCGACUCGAAUUGGAGAAACACGCUGCGUAGAGCCAUUCCUUUCUUUUGCUGUGGGGGUAAAUUCUCUUUUCAGUGAUUGUCCCGAUCGAAUGUUCGGUGUGACAUGGCAUUACGCCACGUUGAAGAUCAACAAUCCGCGAAAGGAUACGGAUGUGAUCGCGCCGAUCGAUUUGUUUGGAGAGGACGACAUUUGGGUGAUCGAGUGUCGCGGGGGCAAGAAUCUGAAGGUGCACAGGUGAGAAACACUAUUUUUCAAGGGAAAGUGAAAUUAUUUCAAAAGUAUGCACGUUUUCACAUUGGUCGACACAGAAUUUCACAGGGAAGACAAACAUAAAAUUCAAAUAUUGUUCCUAAGGCCAGUAGAGCCGUUUGAAUGGUUUCCCAUCUGUUUUGAGUAAAAAGCAUUGCUGUUACAUCCAAACAACAAACUGUAGCAAUGUUCCCUUUCAGAUACCUUCCGAUGGUCUACUCGAGGGCUCCAAUGUUCUCGUUUUGCCCGAACAUUGACAAGAAAUCGUUCAAAAUGGACGAGGAGUACGAUCUGGUGCUCAGUGCGUUCCGAAUGAUUCCCGACAUCAAUUUGAUUGAAAAGCACAGCUGGGAAAAGGUAUUUUAAGCGUUUUCCAGUCAAAUAUAACCGUCUCUAUUACAGCGUCUCGACAUUUGUCGUUUCUACAACAAGUACAAGUUUCCCGAGGCACUUUUCGACGCACUCGCCGCCAUUACACUCAUUAGUACGGUUUUUGAGCGAAUAGACCCAAAGUUAGUGUAUUUUUACAGUGACGGAAGCCGAUUCUCACCACAUUCGCUCACUGAUCACCGAUUAUCCGAUUAUUAUGGAACGGCACAUCGGAGUGCUCCGGCCGACGAUUGUGCUCAAUUGGAAAGACGACUUCCUCCCGGAGCCCAAAAUUAUUCACAUGGCCAGGUAACUCACCGGAAAAUCCCGCCGAUUUUCACAUUUUCCCCAUCAGAAUCACCGAGUACUGGCCGGAGAAGCAGGUGAUCGAGGACCGCAUCACAAAGUCCCAGUUCGAUCCGUCGUUCUGCCGCCUUUUGCGCACUGACGAACAGUGGAAACGGCAGUUUUUCAUGGAUCCGGAGAAGGACAACGAGGAGAUGAUGCAGUCGAUGUACAACGUGAGUUCAUGAGGAGAAGAAUCUGUGGAAAGUCGAAGAUUUGUGAAAAGCGACAAUUUUGAAAGUGCGACGUUCUUUCAGGAGGACAUGUUCACGAAAACGACGUACGACAGCAAGGACAAGCCGUUGUUCAAUGAGACCUACUGA